AUGUCAACCGAAGGUGCCUCCUUAAGUGAACAAUUACUUGACUUAUCUAGACGAAAUAAUGUUGAUUUGUUAGAUACUAUAUUAGAAACAUUGGAAAAUGAUCCUGAAAAGAUUGCUGGUUUAAUCAAUACUUCAAAGGAUCCAUUUGGUAAUACAGCUUUGCAUUUAUGUUGUAAAUAUGGAUCAUGGGAAGUAUUGGAUAAAAUUUUAGAUCAAGAAGGUGAUAUAGAGAUAGAUCCAAAAAAUACUACAGAUGGUGAUACUCCAUUACAUGUUACAGUUAGAUAUUCUAUGGAAGAACCUGAACAUGGUACUUUUAUUGCUUCUAAUUUAAUUGAAGUCGGUUCAGAUCCUAGAAUUAAAAAUAAUUCAAAUCAAAAACCAAUUGAUUUAAUUCAUGGUGAUGAGUUAGAUGAUUUAAUUGAUUUAUUACAAGGUGCAGAGAUUGCUGCUGAUAGUCGUGGGACUCGUGAUGAAGAAUUUGAAGGUGAAGUAGUAGAAGAAGAAGAAGCAGAUGAUAAUGAUGAUGGUGAUAAUGGUGAUGACGGUGUUAAAGAUACAAAAAAAUAA
This is a messenger RNA of Vanderwaltozyma polyspora DSM 70294, 570 nucleotides long. RefSeq names its product ankyrin repeat-containing protein ANK1 (gene ANK1). The coding region runs from base 1 to 570 and encodes 189 amino acids. NCBI's taxonomy places the organism in Eukaryota, Fungi, Ascomycota, Saccharomycetes, Saccharomycetales, Saccharomycetaceae. The transcript has a single exon. Gene Ontology annotation, molecular function: protein binding. The record is from RefSeq and is a predicted model, not a curated record.